Molecule: messenger RNA, 2015 nt
Organism: Cydia splendana
Lineage: Eukaryota; Metazoa; Arthropoda; Insecta; Lepidoptera; Tortricidae
Product: zinc finger protein 239-like
Exons: 2
Coding region: 222-1949 (575 amino acids)
Biological process (GO): regulation of transcription by RNA polymerase II
Cellular component (GO): nucleus
Molecular function (GO): RNA polymerase II cis-regulatory region sequence-specific DNA binding; DNA-binding transcription factor activity
Source: RefSeq, a predicted model, not a curated record
CAUAGUUUUUUGAGAAUAUCUUAAUGGUUUAACUUAUAGAAACUCUAACUACUCCUUUUAGAAAUAAUCAUUGUAAAUCUUGUCAACACGGUAUUACGAGACUACCUCGACAUUCUUUAUUUCACCUUAAGAUUAUUUGUCAUUUAUUUUCUCAUAUAUCGUGAAUAACGGCGUGUUUUAGUAGAACAGCAAAGUGUUUUCGUGUUCAUUAGCGGUUGAUUAUGUCGCUUGAGGGUGUAGAGUGUGUGCGGGUGAAAACGGAGCCUGCUUACGAGUACACAGAGCCUGAGGCUCAGGCCCUGAGCCCUGAGCUGCCCGAGGUACAACCACAAACAUGUACGGUAAAGGCAGAGCCCCAAUGCCCACAAUCGGAGAGCGAGGUCGCUUGUAGCGUGGGGGAUGCCAGCCUGCAUCUCAAACAUGAGGUGAAAGAGGAAUGUGAAAUUGAGGUUGGCCCUGAGGAAUUCCAUCAAUUCAAAGUCUGUUGUUUGCCUCCGUGGGAGUCAGCUGGUCUCUAUACAGAGCAUGAGCAGACCGGUACGGUUAAAACAGAACCUGAAGAUGAUAUUUGUGAGAGCAAAGAGACGCAUGCCAGCUUGUACAAGGUUCAUGAGAGCGCACAGACCGGGCUUGUAGACUAUAUGGUGAAGGUUGAGGACGCGUGUGGCGUGAGCGCGGCCGCGCGGGUAGGCGAAGACGAACUUGUUUGCCUGGAGGAGUGCCAGAAACCCAAAGAGCUUUUAGUGUCUCCAGGGCGAAUUCAACAUGAAGACCGAAGGACGAAACCAGACUCGAAAUCUUUAAAGAUUACCAAGAAACGUACUAACGGCAAAAUGUGUAAAGAAAAGAAAACAUACCAAUGUGGACAAUGUAGUUACGCUACUCCCAAUAAGAACCAUAUGGAAACUCAUCAUAUUGUGGUACAUACUAGAGAGAAGCCGUUUAAAUGUGAACACUGUAGUUACACUUGUGCCCGAAAGGCUAGUUUAAAAUGUCAUAUGAUGACACAUACCGGUGAAAAACCAUAUAAAUGUGAACACUGUGAUUACGCUAGUGCCAAAAAAUUUCAAGUACAACGUCAUGUUACGAUACAUACUGGUGAAAAACCUUUCAAGUGUGAGCACUGUAGUUUCGCUACUACCAGUAAGAGUAAUUUGAACCGUCAUAAUAUAGCGAUACAUACUGAUGAAAAACCUUACAAAUGUGAUUACUGUGGUUACGCUUUUGCAAAUAAGAUUUAUUUAAAAGAUCAUAUAAUUACACAUGGGGACAAACUUUACAACUGUGAGCUGUGUAGUUUCGCUGCUACCAGUCAGCGUUAUUUGACCCGUCAUAGAAUAAUACAUACUGGUGAAAAACCGUACAAAUGUGAGCAAUGUAGUUUCACUACUACCAGUAGGAGUAGUUUGAACCGCCAUAAAAAGAUACACACUGGUGACGUACUUUAUAAAUGUGACUACUGUAGUUACACUUGUGCACAUAAAGGUAAUUUAACAAGACAUUUGAUUGUACAUUCUGCUGAAAAACCUUACAAGUGUGAGCACUGUAGUUUUGCUACUACCAAUAACAGUGCUUUGAAACGUCAUUUAUUAAUACAUUCUCGUGACAAACCGUACAAAUGUCACUUAUGUAGUUACGGUUGUGCAAGUAAGCGUUGUUUAAAACGACACAUAAUUAAACAUGUCGAAAAACCUUACAAGUGUGAGCACUGUAGUUUUCUUAGUACCGAUAAGAGUUGUUUGGACGAUCAUAUAAUGAUACAUACUGGUGACAAACCAUACAAAUGUGACCGCUGUAGCUACGCUUGUGCACUGAAAAAUAAUUUAAAUAAACAUAUGGUUGUACAUUCUGGUGAGAAACCUUACAAGUGUGAGCACUGUAGUUUUGCUAGUAGCAGAAAGAGUAAUUUGACCCGUCAUGUAACUAGACAUACUAGUGACAAACCGUAAUAAUAUGAACAAAGUGAGUGAAACUAUUGUUACUACCUAUAUCCCUAAAGAUCUGAAGGAAUUACA